CAGCCUCCGCAUGGAGGCCCCUGCGGCCGCCGACGCCCCGGUCCCCGCCGAGCUCCCCGCCGCCGCCAAGGACCGGCCCCCAUAGCGGCUCCGGGCCCUCGGAUGGCGUGACGCCUUGUGGGGCCUGCGGGGUGCGCUGCCCCCGGACCUGCGGGGGGAGGCGGCUGAGCUGGCGGCGCUCGCGGGCCCAGUGGUGAGUGCGGCGUCCUCACGCCCAGCCCGACGCCUCCGGAGCGGCCGCCGCGCGGGGGUGGGCGCGGGCUUCCAGGAGGGAGGGCGGCUGUGAACGCGCCUUGCUUUCCGCGCCUCCGCAGUUUCUUGCGCAGUUGAUGAUCUUUCUCAUCAGCCUCGUCAGCUCCAUCUUCUGUGGACAUCUGGGCAAGGUCGAGCUGGACGCUGUCACGCUCGCCGUCACGGUGGGUGCCUGAUUUCGCCCCUGUAGGAGCCGACGGGCGGCCAAGGCUUAGGAUUUGAGCGGUGUCCCCAGGCGCUGUGGCUCACGACUGUAAUCCCAGCGCUUUGGGAGGCCCAGGUGGGAGGAUCGCUUGAGCUCAGGAGUUCGAGACCAGCCUGGGCAGCAUAGCAAGACCCCCGUCUCUACUAAAAAUAGAAAAAUUAUCCCGGCGUGGUGGCACCGUCUAUGGUCCCAGCUACUCGGGAGACUGAAGCAGGAGGAUCGCUUAAGCCCAGCAGAUGGAGGCUGCAGUGAGCUGAGACCGCACCACUGCACCCCAGCCUUGGCAACAGAGCAAGACCCUGUCUCAAAAACAAACACACAGGGCGGGGCGCGGUGGCUAACGCCUGUAAUCCCAGCCAGCACUUUGGGAGGCCGAGGUAGGCGGAUCACCUGAGGUCAGGAGUUUGAGACCAGCCUGGCCAACAUGGGAAGACACCGUCUCUACUAAAAAUACAAAAAUUAGCCGGGUGUGGUGGCACGGGCCUGUAAUCCCAGCUACUUGGGAGGCUGAGGCACGAGAACCGCUGGAACCCAGGGGCCUGAGGUUGCAGUGAGCCGGAAUUGUGCCACUGCACUCCCGCCUGGGUAACAGAAGGAGACUCCAUCGCAAAAAAAAAAAAAAAAAAAAAGGAAAGAAAAAAAAAUCAAUUUGAAUUGUAUCAUGUCUUAUGCAUCUUCCUUUACAGGUCUGGGACUGACCUGUGGCUUACCAUUACCUGAUUAGAUUUGGAAGGAGCUCGUGUCAAUACUUAGAAGAGUGUAAAACUGAAAUAACUGCACUUUUUUCUAUUAUGAAAUUAAAUCAGGAGACUUUUAGGUAAUUUAGGUUGUUUGCCAUUAAUUGGAUUACACAGUACAUUCAGCUCCCACCCUUUCACCCUUGUGGAAAAGCCUCUCCCAUGGAUUGAAAUCACACCUCCUGGGACGUCUCUUCCCUGGCUUUUGUUAGUGAUGUGGAAAGUUGUUUCUUCCUGCAUUUCAUCCAGGCUUUCAGAGAAAGUGCAAAACACUUCUGCUGGUGAUGGUAGGCGGCUUUCCCUAGUCUCAGAAAAUGUCCCCUCUGUCCCCGUGAGAUGGGUACACACCCUAAGAACACGGAGGGCCACCGGAGCUUCUCAUUCAGCUACAUGGGAGCGAAGACCUUGCCAGGUGGAAUCAGUCAUACAUUUUAUUUACAGGCUGGGUGUGGUGGCUCACGUCUAUAGUAAUCCCAGCACUUUGGGAGGCUGAGGCAGGAGGAUUGCUUGAGCCCAGGAGUUUGAGGUUACAGCGAGCUAUGAUGGUGCCAUUCUACUCCAGUCUGGGCAUCAGAGCAAGACCCUGUCUCUAAAAAGAUAGCCCAAAUUUAUGUGCCGAUUUUCAUUCCUGCCCUUCCUGUAAGUUUCAAGGCUGUUGUGUCUCACUACAUGAAGCAGCUCACAUGUGUCGCCCUGCGCAUGCCCCUUCCCCCGGCUCUUGUUUCUCCAUCUUGGUGCAGUUCAUGCCAAAAGCCCGACAUGUAUUUCUUGGCCCUGUCGUCCCUCCCUUGCUGACUCUCAGGACAUGUACCACUCUGGUGUCCAGUAGCUUAAAUUAAAGACAAAGAUUGGGCCAGGCACGGAGGCUCAUGCCUGUAAUCCCAGCACUUUGGGAUGCUGAGGCAGGUGGAUCGCGAGGUCAGGAGAUCCAGACCAUCCUGGCUAACAUGGUGAAACCCCGUCUCUACUAAUAAUACAAAAAAUUAGCCGGGCGUGGUGGCACGCACCUGUAGUCCCAGCUACUCGGGAGGCUGAGGCAGGAGAAUGGCGUGAACCCAGAAGGUGAAGCGUGCAGUGAGCCCAGAUCGUGCCACUGCACUACAGCCUGGGCGACUGAGCAAGACUCUGUCUCAAAAAAAAAAAAAAAAAAAAGACAAAGAUUGAUGAGGGGAAGACAUUUCCUUCCUGAUUCCUUGUUCUAUGGUUAUUUUUGAUUGCAAAUCAACCAGAAUGUUUCUGGAUCAUCUAGGAUUUGGGGAGUGCUGCAUUCGGGCACCCUCGGAGCCGUUCGAAAUGUCAAGACGGUGGCUUCUGCCUCAGCCAGUUGGAAUCGGCCUGUGUCAGUUCUUCAGGGAGUACAUCUUUUAUCCACUCUGGAAAAUUCCAAAUAGUGCCCUAGCAUUGUCUCAUGCAGCAUUCUUGUUCCAGCUGCAGACAAGAUAUUUACAAAGUCAGGGCAUCAGCAUGCCUCAAGUUAUUACCAGGAUUGCAGCUAAUGUCAUCAACGUGGGCAUGAAUGCCCUCUUGCUGUAUGCCCUGGACUUCAGAGUGGUGUUGGACGAGGGAGUGCUUCCAGGAGUGGGGCUCCUACAUCCACCUGGUUAUUCCCAGUAUGUUCAUGGUGUGCACUGAGCAGUGGACCUUUGAGAUCGGAAACUUCCUUGCAGGACUGAUUGACGUGAUGGAGCUCGGCACUCAGGGCAUCAUCUGUGAGCUGGCGUCAGUGGCCUACAUGCAGAUGUGCACCAUGGGAAGGGAGGAACCAGGCAGCACAAGUGAGAGAGGACAGUGCAGUGUGGACAGCAUGGAUGGGGGCCAGACACACGGAGAGAUAUUACUUCCCUUGUGAGCCAAGUGAUACCUAUUUUUGCCCCUUUUCAUCUAUUUGAUGCACUUGCAGGCGCCUGUGGUGGAGUCCUGAGAGGUACAGGAAAACAAAACAUUGGCGCUAUCUUGAAUGCCAUUGGGUACUAUGUCUUUGGUUUUCCCAUUGGAGUAUCUCUGAUGUUAGCUACUAAACUCAGGAUAAUAGGUAUGUGUUUGAGUCCUGUGACUUGUCUCAAAUCUCACUUGUCAUAUUAAGAUAAACUGCUUGAGAUAUAAAACAACUGACUCCAGCCCCACUGGAAACAAGAAAACAAAAUAACUCUUUAAAAAAAGCAAUCAACUAGAAAGUUGCCCUUGUGUUAAUAGGAAAAAUUAUUUUCUCCCCCAAUAUUUAUUGGGUGCCUCCUCCACACAAAUACACUGGAAAUGCAAUGGCAAACAAAAUAAACAUGGUCCUGCCCUCUGAAUGAGGGCCAGAUUCAAUACUUAUUUAUACAAUUGUCAAUACCUGUUGGUUAAGCAUUGCAAAAGAGAAGAAGAGGGCACUGCUCUUCUCUUUUUUCCGGCAUAAUGCCUCUAGUAGUACAGUAAGUUGUGGUAAAAGUGGAAAUUCUUGUCUUAUUCAUUACUUUAGUGAUAGUGCUGCCAGUGUUCCUCUACUAAAUGGUAUGCUGGAUUUGAGGUUGAAAUACACGCACACGGCCAGGCGCAGUGGCUCACGCCUGUAAUCCCAGCACUUUGGGAGGCCGAGGUGGGUGGAUCAUGAGGUUAGGCGUUUGAGAUCAGCCUGGCCAACACAGUGAAACCCUGUCUCUACUAAAAAUACAAAAAAUUAGCCAGGCCUGGUGGUGGCGCCUGUAAUCCCAGCUACUGGGGAGGCUGAGGCAGGAGAAUUGCUUGAACCUGGGAGGCAGAGGUUGCAUUGGGCCGAGAUCGUGCCAUUGCACUCCAGCCUGGGUGACAGUGUGAGACUCUGUCUCAAAAAAAACCAAAAAACAAAAAACAAAAAAAUGCACACACACACACACACACAACUAUGAAUGUAUGUGCUCGUGUUUUUUGAAAUCAUGUUCAGGAAAUGUCCAUGAAGUCUAUUUUAUUGAAACAAAAAUAGUUGAGCAUUUUGCCAGAUGCCUUUUUAGUGCUAUCAGAAAUGAUUCUAUAAUUUUUCUCCUUAGGUCUAUCAUGAAGAUAAAUACUAUUAAUUGGUGUCCUCAUAUUGAACUAUCCUGAUUAUGAUAUCUUGUUUUUUAUUGAACUCCUACACUUUUUAAAUAUUUUAUUAAAAAAUUUUGCACUAAAAUUUAUAAGUAAGAUUGGUCUGUAAUUCUAUUUUUUGUGUAUCUUUGUUAGGUUUUGAUAUUAAUGAUAUUAAUGUUAUACUCACUUCUUAAAGAUAAUUAAAAAUUUUACCUUUUUGUGUGCCUCAGGACAAUUUAAGUAGUAUAAGAAUUCUCUGUUUUAUAAAGGUUUGGUGUAAUUCUUCCAUGAAACUGCCAUGACCUGGCAUUUUGAAGUAGUUUAUUCUUUGUACAGCUUUCUCAAUUUCUUCUCAGUCUAUUAAGACUUUCUUUUAUUGUGUCAACAUGGGUAAGUUAUAUUUUUUAAGGAAAUUAUCCACUUUAUUGAGGUUCUAAAUGUAAAGAAUUGUGCAAAUUAACUUAUGUGCUUUUGGGAUAAGUUGUUAUAUAUGUGUUUCGCAUAUAUGUCCACAUCUUCAUUUUCUACAGAUUUAGCAACAAUGAAUUUCAUUUUGUUUUUAAAAAGUCUAACUAGAAAAUGGAAUGAGUCCUGUAAUAUGUACUCAAAUAACUCCUUUUGUUCUGUAUCCAACCAGUGCAUUACUUUUACUAGGUAAAAACUCUGAUUCUGUCACCAUUUCUUUGUGAAGUAUUAGUCUUACAGCUGUCACAAGAACUUUGUGUCAACACAAACACAGCGGCUGUUUCUUAUCGUCUUUUUGGAAAUGUCAUCUGGUGGAUUAAUGAGUCUCUGGUCUGGAUUGAUAGUUUGUGUCUUCUUUCAAGCCCUUUUCUAUCUGGUGUACAUCUUGAGGAUAAACUGGAACAAAGUUGUGGAGCAGGCACAGGUUCAAGCUGGACUAAAAGGGAAUAAAGAGACCAUGCCUACCUCCUCAGAUCUACCUAUCUUGGGAAGAGAAGUAACUGAUGGAAUCAUUUUGCCUGAUAUCAUCAGACCAGAGAGCCAGACCCCUCGACUGAUGAGACCAGAAGAAAACACCCAGUAUGCAAUGUCCACCGCUGGAGAGGUCCUGACAGUGAGGCAGCUGAUAUUCUAUCAUGGAAUGGCUUUAGCUCUUGCUGUCACUUUCCUUUCAGCAGGAAUUUUCAUUAAGAGUUUUCAAUGACCAUGGCUAAAAUGGUAGAAUUACCACCAUUCUACAAACUAGAAAUGAUAAUUAUAUGCCAUAUGUUAAGUAUGAAAGGUGACCUUGUUAUUUGGACAGUUUUUACUCUUAACUGUGGAUGGAAAGAAUAUCAGGGAUGUUUCCUUGGUUAUUCCAAGGAAUUGCACUAUCCUAUUGCAGAUCAAGAAAGGGGCUAUAAUUUUAAGUAAAGUUUUCCCUGUUAAUUUUAUCAUGGUUUCUAAAUAUACAAAUUAGAUUUUCCUUGAUGUAAAGGUUACUUACUCUUUCUUAUUUAAAACAUCUUUCUUCUCCUGGGGAGUGGUUCAUAGUCCUGUAAAAUAUUAUUGCUGAUCUAUUUUCUUUGUAUUUCUCUAUGAAUGUACUUAACCUUGUCAGUGAGUGUAUAUUAAGUGCUUGUUCAAGUCCUAUCUCAGGUAUUGCCAUAUAAGCUUUUAUAAAAUGGAACCUCUUAAAAUUUACAAUGUAUGCUGACAAUAUUUGGAGCUAUACAGUCAAUAUAAAGGAUUAACUUUUA
Messenger RNA from Pan troglodytes (chimpanzee), 5924 nucleotides. Its product is annotated as multidrug and toxin extrusion protein 2. The transcript is spliced from 13 exons. The record is from RefSeq and is a predicted model, not a curated record. NCBI's taxonomy places the organism in Eukaryota, Metazoa, Chordata, Mammalia, Primates, Hominidae. Bases 2711 to 3043 code for a protein of 110 amino acids.